Molecule: messenger RNA, 4320 nt
Organism: Manis javanica (Malayan pangolin)
Lineage: Eukaryota; Metazoa; Chordata; Mammalia; Pholidota; Manidae
Source: RefSeq, a predicted model, not a curated record
CUGGUGGGCCCCGGCGCGGCCGCCUGGGGGCGCCGGGCAGAGCCCCGAGCGAGCCCCGAGCAGGCGGGCGGCUGGAGACCGCCUCCUCGCGCGCGGUCCGGCACCUGCGCGGGGCGGGAGCAGAGGGGCGCGCGGCGCGAGCGGAGGCGCCGAGCGCGUGAGUCACUCGGCUCCCCGGGGCAGGGAGCCGCACUUGGCCUCCCGGCUGGGGUCUACAUUUCAUCUCCGGCUUCAGCGACUCACCCCUGAAUACUACCCCCGCUGAGGCCAGACCGGCAGCCUUUCCGUCUAGGCGAGGGCCAGUGUUUUCUGGAUUCUGCCCAAUGGAUCUGGUUCCUGCCCUGUAGCUUUCUGAAGGAUUGACAUUGUGCAUCAUUAACGAAACUCAGCUGCUGCCUGACUGAACCUCACCUCAAAGGCUUGGGAAAACUUUUUCAGUUAAAACAAUAAUGAUUUUCUUGGAAUGUAUUCCCAGUGGAGCUUGUUUUCAGUGUGCAUGGCAGAAUACCUAAAUACCACUGGCAGUUCUUCAGAGACUUUAUAAAAAGUGCUCUACAUCCAACGUCUGAGCGACUCGGGGUUGUUCAGGAGGCCUUAAGAAUUGUGGUUAUCCAUUCACCUGCAAGAUUCUACCACUGCUAUUCAGAGCUGCUGCUGAAAUACCAUGUCUAGGAACUCGGAGUUCAUCAAUUUGUCAUUUUUAUUAGAUCAUGAGAAGGAAAUGAUCCUGGGAGUCCUAAAGAGAGAUGAAUAUUUGAAAAAAGUGGAGGACAAGAGAAUAAGGAAGCUGAAAAACGAACUCUUAGAAGCAAAACGUGUAAGUGGGAAGACUCAACAAGAGACCAGCAGAGUCUGUGUCCACUGUCAGAGAAACCUGGGCUUAAUAUUUGACCGGGGAGAGCCCUGCCAGGCCUGUUCCCUGCGAGUGUGCACCGAGUGUCGGGUCUCAGGCCUUGACGGCAGCUGGAAGUGCACUGUCUGUACCAAAGUCGCACAGCUACGGAUUGUAACUGGUGAAUGGUUUUUUGAAGAAAAGGCAAAACGUUUCAAACAAGUCAAUGUUCUAGGCACUGAUGUUGUCCGACAGUCCAUCUUAAGAAGAAGUCCAGGAGCUGAAGAAAUACAAAGUCAAGAGCCAACCCACCAGGAUGCAGAAAAGUCAGACACUUCACCUUCAGCUGGGCAGAAGGCCAGCCGUGAUGGGCCCAGGAGGAAGGGAUUUCUUCUUAGCAAGUUUAGAUCGGCAACCAGAGGAGAAAUCAUAACUUCCAAACCAGAAAGUGGGCGGAGCUACAGCUUGGACUUAGACAGCCAAAACUUUCGGAGUUUAAAGUCAACCCCUGGUUCAGACAGGGGGAGCACUGGUUCAUCGGAUCUUAAUGAACUUGAAGCUGGUCCUGGGACUCCAAAGAGCAGCCGGAGCAAUGGUGUGACCCCAGGUCCUCAGAGGUCUCCGGCCCCGAGCACACGGAGCGGGAUGUCAGUCAGCAGUAGGAAGGAACGUGGUUUUGAGAAUUCCAUGGAUUUGGCUGCUGUUGAAAGCAUCACUGAGGGCCUCACAAAGAGGCAUCACAGAAACACUUCCGGUACCCCUUCCAUAGCAGUGUCUGAGGCCUCCCUCUGCUCAGACCGGAGUCAGUCUGAGUUAGAUUUGAAUGGGUCAUUUACAGAAGACUUAGAGGAUACUUUAAGCAUAAGAAGCAAGUCUGUCCCAGGGGCUUUAGACAAAGACUUGGACUCCUCAGAAGAGACUGGAGAAGGCAUCGACGAUUUAGCAUCCUCCCGGUUUUCUGCAAACACUCACAGUCUAGCAAGUGGCCUGUCAACCAAGUCUCAAGCAGUCUCUGACAGGAAGUGGACCUACCUAAAUGUGCCCGAUGCUGACUCAGACACUACCAGCCUUAACAGCAUGAUGAGUGUUUACAGUGAAACAGGAGAUUAUGGCAACGUGAAGGUCAGUGGUGAAAUCCUUCUCCACAUCAGCUACUGCUACAAAACUGGCGGGCUCUACAUUUUUGUCAAGAACUGCAGAAAUCUGGCCAUAGGCGAUGAAAAGAAACACAGGACAGACGCUUAUGUCAAGUCAUACCUUCUUCCUGACAAGUCCAGAAACAAUAAGCGUAAGACCAAAAUCAGAACAGGCACCAAUCCAGAAUUCAAUGAAACACUGAAGUACACCAUCAGCCAUGCCCAGCUGGAAACAAGAACUCUGCAGCUCUCGGUCUGGCAUUAUGAUCGAUUUGGACGCAACAGCUUCCUCGGGGAGGUGGAGAUUCCUUUUGGCUCCUGGAACUUUGAAAAUCCAAGUGAUGAGUGGUUUGUGCUUCAGCCCAAGGUGGAAUUUGCUGCUGACACUGGCCUUCAGUACAAAGGAGAGCUGAAAGUUGUUUUACGUUACAUUCCCCCAGAGGAGAACCAGGCACUACCACUAGGACAACUCCAAGCUGAUGCAGGAAAGAAGACCUUUAAAAGGGGGAUGAGGAAGGAGUUGCCUGUAACCUCUGGAGGAAUACUGGAAGUGUUCAUCAAAGAGGCCAAGAAUUUGACAGCAGUGAAGUCGGGAGGCACUUCUGAUAGCUUUGUGAAGGGCUACCUGCUCCCUGAUGAUAGCAAAGCCACCAAGCACAAAACCCUGGUAAUAAAGAAGAGUGUUAACCCUCAGUGGAAUCAUACUUUCAUGUUCAGUGGCCUGCAUCCCCAGGAUAUAAUGAAUGUUUGCCUAGAACUUACCAUCUGGGACAAGGAGGCCUUUUCCAGCAACAUCUUUCUGGGAGGAGUUCGUUUGAAUUCUGGAAGUGGUGUGAGCCAUGGGAAGAGCGUGGACUGGAUGGAUUCUCAGGGGGAAGAGCAGCGCCUGUGGCAGAAGAUGGCCGACAACCCCGGGACUGCUGUAGAGGGCGUGCUCAUGCUCCGGUCCAGCAUGGCCAAGCGCAGGUUCUGAAGACUGAUCCUGGACAUGUAUUUUCUCAAGGCUACAAUCAACUCCCUUACCCUGUCCAACCACCACACCUUUACCACAACCCUCCACCUCUAGAUUUGUCCUGCAUUAUGCCCUAUCUCCUCCUCCACCUGGCUGAAUACGCAUUGCUGAAGAGAAAUGGCCAAUUGUGCUGACUCAUUUCCUUAUGGCUUAUGAGAUAAUGCUCCAAGAGGUACUUGAAGAUCUCUAUUAACAAUAGAAUUACAAGGAAGGAAAGUCCAAGAGAUGCAGUAUUUGAAGGCUACACCUUUAGUUUGCUGUAUCACUCAGGAUUCAAUUGCAGAAAAUAGAAUCUACUACAGGUAGAUUAAACAGAAAGGAUUUCCUCAUCUGGAAGUGAAGGGCUGAAGAAAUAGACUUUAUGCUAAACUUCCAAGAGCAACUCCCUAAACCACCUGGAACUGCAAAGGAAUCUGCCAAGAAGCUGUAAAAGCAGAAAUUUGCCUACCAAAUAUGGAAGCCACUUUUAUAUUUGCUUGUUUUAGAACCACUCCAUUUUUGUUACCAUCAGGAAUCCAUGGCCCCAAUUAAGAGGCUGUCAUCAGCUAUUGGCAAAAGAACCAUACUGCCUCAGCCACAGUCUCCAAUGAUGUGCAUGCCUUGCAUUUUGCUUUUCCUCGCACACAUUGAUUCAGUUUCGAAACCAAGUCACAGUUGAGGGCAUCUAGAUGACUGAUGGAAUCUUAAUCACUUGUCACCCUAGCUGCUAGGGAGUCUGGGAAAUAUAGUUUAUAAGUCUCUCAUCUGCAUGCUAGAAAGGGUUGAAUACAUGUUGAGCAAACCUAUGUGCAUUAUCCACUGUGCUGCUCCUGUCCUAUCCUAAAAAUCAUUGAAAGAUUCUCCAACAUAUAGGAUUUUAGAUGUUGUGGAAACCAGCCUUAAAAUUGGCCCCCAGUGAUCCUUACCUCUUGGUAUCCAUGCCCUAUAUACUCCCCUCCCACAAUGAAUAGGGCUGACCUGUGUGACCAAUAGGAUCCUGUCAGAGUAAGUGUGUCUUCUAAGGUGGUCAUAAGAUAUUGUCACUUCCACUUUGCUUGUAUCUCUUCAACUAGAAGAAGCCAACCACCAUGUUAUGAGCAUAUGCAAGUAACUCUGUGGAGAGGCCCAUGUGGGGAAGAACACAGCCCUCUUCCAACAGCCCUACCAACUUGUCAGUUGCAUGAGUAAGUCACCACAGAAGUGGACCCUCCAGCCCCAGUCAAACCUCCAGAUGACUGCAGCCUUGGACAACAUCUGACUGCAACCUCAUGAGAGGCAAACCAGAACUGGUCAGCCAAGCUGCUCUCAAAUCUGUGACUCACAGACAUUCUGAGACAUAAUAAAUAUUUAUUGUUGUUUUA